Molecule: messenger RNA, 4327 nt
Organism: Tachyglossus aculeatus (Australian echidna)
Lineage: Eukaryota; Metazoa; Chordata; Mammalia; Monotremata; Tachyglossidae
Gene: TBC1D14
Product: TBC1 domain family member 14
Exons: 13
Coding region: 500-1561 (353 amino acids)
Source: RefSeq, a predicted model, not a curated record
GGGCCCCGAGGACGGCGCCGACUUCACGGCCACCAGCGGCUCCAGCGCCAUCGUCACCCUGGGGGGCGACGAGGCCCCCUUCUCCGACGUGACGCUCAGUACGGCCAAGGAGACCGGCCACCCGGCCCGGCCCCCGCCCGGCCCCGAAGCCCACGGCGGCAAGACCGCGGGAUCGGGAGCGGUGGGCAACUUCUUCACCAGGAAUUUGUUUGCUAGGAAACAAAACGCAAGACUUGACAGACAGAAUGACUUGGGCUGGAAGUUAUUCGGAAAAGUCCCCCUCCGAGAGAAUUCCCAGAAAGAUUCGAAGAAAAUACAAAAGGAAUAUGAAGAAAGAGCUGGCCGCUCUCACAAGCCCCUGUCCCCGAAGCAGAACGUGAGGAGGAACCUGGAUUUUGAACCCCUCUCCACCACCGCCCUCAUCCUCGAAGACAGACCAGCAAACCUCCCUGCCAAACCCGCAGAAGAAGCUCAGAAACACAGGCAGCAGUACGAAGAAAUGGUGGUGCAGGCCAAAAAACGAGAGCUCAAGGAAGCCCAGAGGAGGAAAAAGCAACUGGAAGAAAGAUGUAAACUGGAAGAAAGCAUCGGAAACGCCGUCCUGACUUGGAACAACGAAAUCCUCCCCAACUGGGAAGCGAUGUGCUGCUCCCGGAAAGUGCGGGAUCUGUGGUGGCAGGGCAUCCCGCCCAGCGUCCGAGGCCGAGUCUGGAGCCUGGCCAUAGGAAACGAGCUCAAUAUCACCCACGAACUCUACGAUAUCUGCUUAGCUCGAGCCAAAGAGAGAUGGCGAUCCCUCAGCUCUGGAACCACGGAAUUGGAGAACGAAGACGCGGGGGUUUCGGCAGCGGACCGGGAAGCCAGCCUGGAGCUCAUCAAACUGGACAUUUCCCGCACGUUUCCGAAUCUCUGCAUCUUUCAGCAAGGCGGUCCGUACCAUGACAUGUUGCACAGUAUUUUGGGCGCAUACACGUGUUACAGACCAGAUGUCGGUUAUGUUCAAGGCAUGUCAUUCAUAGCAGCCGUGCUCAUUUUGAACUUGGAUUCUGCCGACGCCUUCAUCGCAUUUUCCAACCUUUUGAAUAAACCCUGUCAGAUGGCGUUUUUCCGAGUGGAUCAUGGCCUUAUGUUGACUUACUUUGCGGCAUUUGAGGUAUUCUUCGAAGAAAAUCUGCCGAGGUUAUUUGCCCAUUUCAAGAAAAAUAACCUGACUCCAGAUAUCUACCUAAUUGAUUGGAUCUUCACUUUGUACAGCAAGUCUCUGCCGCUGGACCUGGCCUGCCGGGUUUGGGAUGUGUUCUGCCGGGACGGGGAAGAGUUUCUGUUCCGGACGGCCCUGGGAAUCCUGAAACUCUUCGAAGACAUCUUGACGAAAAUGGACUUUAUCCACAUAGCCCAGUUCCUCACGAAGCUGCCGGAGGACUUGCCUGCCGAAGAAUUCUUUACGUCUAUCGCGGCGAUUCAGAUGCAGAGUAGAAACAAAAAAUGGGCUCAGGUCCUGACUGCGCUGCAGAAAGACAACCGGGAAAUGGAACGAGGAAGCCCCGCUCCCAAACACUGAAACCACCCUCGUCCCCGCCAGCCGGAUCGCGGGGCCUGGAAACGGAGGGCAGGGCUUCCAGAUCGGGGCUCGGGCGGGGAGUCUGGAUGAAACCACUGGAGACGGCCGUAAGGAACCCGGACCAAAAAAAAAAAGAAAGAAAAAAUCCAGCCAAGGCUUAGCCUUAAACUCGGCGGGACCAUUGACACGCUGUGUGUUGUCCUGCCGUUACACUUUCUGCGAAAGGGCAGUGAAGCUAGGCGAUUUCCCUCUCGGUUUCAGCACAAGCCAACGAAAUAGUCCGGCGGCGGGGGUGAGGGGAGCGAAGCGGGGGGUGGCUGUCGAUGUCAGUUGCUUAAAGGUAAUUUUCAGUCCCAUCUCCGUUCCGGGGCAGAAGAAACGCGAGUCGCGGGAUCCGUAUCGGAUGACUUCGGUCCGGGUGCUCGCCCAACGCUGGGAUCGGGUUCACUUAGCGACCUCCUUCAUCCGCCUUUGGUUUUAAAAAAACAAAAAAGCUAGAGGCAGGAUUUAAGAGCACUCAUCAGAGAUGCUACGGGGCAAAAAUGUGGCUAUGUAUAUGAUGAGACGGAAAGUCGGAGCGCUGCGGGUUUAAAACCACUUAAACAUCAACAGGACAGAAUGUCAAGCUGCCUUCCAAGUUGCCUUGCCGCAGUUUUUCAGCUCAGAGCAUCCCGCUGAAAAUCCUAGUCUCCGAUAUUAUUAGUCAUUUGUUUGUUCGUUUUUCAUGAAGAUCCUCUCACCUCUCCUUAACCGACCAGUGGCUAGAUCCUUUCAGAGCAUCAUCGUUGAAUCAUCAGCCCAGGCUGCCCGGCGUGGACACGAAGAUGAGGUGAACGAAAGCCGACGGGCAGGCGGGCUCGGUGUCAAGCCGCAAGAUCCGGUGGUGACCUCAUCGGCUCCCCCGCGAAAGGAUCGUCACCAGUGGCUUUUGGGCGCUAUGUGCAGAGCACUGCACUGAGUGCUUCAGAGACUACCACAAAAAUGUGGCCCAACAUGCUCUCAAAGUCCACUGGUGCCGGUGAAGCGACACGCAGCUCGUCGCGCUAAACCGUAGUGGUCCGACGGCUUCGGAAGGCGUCCCGGUGAGCUCCGGGAUGUCGAGGCAUUAAGAACCUCGGUUAUUGGAGCGGUGUAGAAAACGAUCCAUUAUUGCCCACAGGGAGCCAAUGUAAAAAUAGGUGCGCACGUGACGUGCCGAUCUCAGCCCGGAUCCCAGGCGAUUAUCCACUACCUUUUUUUCCUGACAUUCCGACCGUUUCGGCCACCUGGAAGGGCCGUAUCCCACCCCACGACCUCGACAUUUGAACGUCUCCGGAUCCUGUCCGUCGCAAGAUCGACCUCCCUCCCCCGUCCCGCCCCGGGAGAACAGCUUUGCCAGUCCCCCGACCCCGGCCCCACCGCCGUAAGCCUGGGAACUCCUGUUUCCGGUGACGAUCCUCUCCUCCAACACAACGGGAAGUGGCACCCGGGCCCGAGAGGAUCCGACUCCUCAAGCCUGCCCCCCAAAAAGCGGGUCGCUCAGUCAACUGACGCUUCAUCCUCAAGUGCAAUAGGAAAUCGGACGGUCGACCGUUCACCCGUGAAUACGUUGAUUUCUCUUGUGUCCCGCCCCCCGCCCCAAGUCCGCCUGGACGCUCACACUACAUGUGGCUUGUGACUUUUCUAGAAACCAUUAGCCUUCGGGGAUGUUCCACCGGGCAACACUAGAGCAAACUCCAUCAGGCCUUUCUCCUCCGCCCCGGGCCUCCAAACGCCCUCUUGCCCGUCCGUCCGCCGAGGCAUCUCUCCCUCCCCCGGGCUCCCCUCUCCGAAGCAGAGACGUUGAAUGUACCCAGUGGCCGCAGCACUUGUGCCCACCUCCCAGCGGCCGACGGCAAUUUGUUUUCCUCCUCCCGUGACUUCGGAUUUCUGUUCCUUUGAGAUGUAUAUAUUUUCUAUCCUUCCUCUGUGUAACUAGAGGUCCGUUUCUUACGUCAUGAAGAAAAGCAAUGCAAUAACGAGCUCUGCACAACCCGAGGCGAAAGCGGCGCCGACGCAACCGUGGGGGAAACCCUAAAUCGACCCAUGGGAAACGUUCUCCCCGCGGGAUGGAAUCGUCUUCGUGUCAUCCCGGCCUGUGGAGCGUGGAUCUUCAAGGGCGGCGCGCUCCAAAACCUUCUCACGUCCGUUCCGUUCAAAAUGGCACACGUGACGAUUCAGGGACCACUGUGUGGUGUGUGUGUUUUUUUGUUUUUUCGUCGUCGUCGUCGCCAUCGUCUGCCAGCUUGAUUUGCCCUGUUCCAGUCGUUUGGAAGGUUCCGGGACCAUCCCCCGCCAAUGCACGGGAGCGACAGACACCUGUUCCGGGAGGAGGGAGAGAGAGCUCGGCUCCUUCGCCGGUUGCCGGAAGCGAAUGGAAGUCGGCCCGCCUCCGACGCCUGGGACCCUGCCCUGACACACGACUCCAUUACAGAAUCUGAGACUUCCGAGUUAGGGAUUUUGUGCAAACGGCACUUUAUAUUGAAAAACUAACUGCAUCUCCGGUCGAUAGGCUUGAACUUCUCAUCGCGUGAACUCGUUCGUUUGGAAAGGUACUUUAUAAACGGCUUCUAUUUUUUGAAUGUUUUACAUACUAGAAUCGCAUAGAGGAUUAUCGAAACACUUACUGCGGAUCGUGAUUUAAUUUGUACAGUUUAUCCAUCGGUUCCCUUUAAUUUGGUAAGUGUGUCAAACGAGAACUUUUUGAAUUGUAAAUAUGAUUUUAUUAAAUAAAAGUCAUGUAAAGUU